AUGGCACCAAGAAUUAAACAGGAGCCCGGGGGCGGCUAUCGGGGUGACCGGAAAACUCCUGCUUUGGCGAGCGAGGCGCCUUCAGAGAGCUUCACCGAGCAUGAUCGCCUCGCACGUCGAGUUCGAUCUGCAGCCCCGAGCGUUGUCACCCGCCCGGAGCCUGUCGUCAGUCAGGAAUCACAGGAAGCUGGAGAUGAUGACGUGGUCUAUAUGGAGAUCAGAAAUCUCAAAGCUGAACAAGUUCCUGAACCCACAGCCUCUCAGAGUGUGCAGGGCUCCUUCCUCGGGGCUAACCGAGCUUUGCAAGGCUUCGGCCGCAAGCUCAAGGACAUCAACGACGCUUUGGGCGAGCUUCAGGCGCGCGGUAUCCAGCACGUCGCGAGCUUGCCGGAGCUGGUUUUGGUCGGCGAUCAGUCGUCUGGAAAGUCCAGUUUGAUGUCUGCCAUCGCAGGUUUGAGCUUGCCCCGAAGCAGCGGAACGUGCACUCGCUGCCCCAUUCACAUUAGAGUGUCACGGGCUGACGAGUGGUCUUGCCGAGUAUAUUUGAAGCAAGAUUACGAGUUCCAGCCGCCUAACCGUGCUCUCGCCGAGUCCGACGUCACGUCGAGUAAUAAGUUCCCGCCAUGGGUUCUCCUCGAUCCUAGUCGGCGCGUGCGACUCGAGUUUAAGACCGUCCGAGAUCAAUUCGACUCUGAGGAGAUCGAGACAGUUUUACGCUGCGCGCAAGUUGCAAUUCUCAACCCCGGGACGCCAUACCAGGUUUUCGUCCCCAAACUUAAGGGCGAGGCCCCGGAAGGCACGAGACAGCAGCACUUUGCACGAGUACGGGAGAAGGAAGACAGGGCAGAAGCACAGUUUUCGCCAAACACCGUUGCCCUGGAGGUCAAGGGCCCAGACUUGGCAGAUCUGAAUUUCUACGAUCUUCCUGGUGUCUUCAUGACGGCGAGGCGAAUCGAAGACAGUUUCUUGGAGCGAGUUGUCCAGAACCUGACAUACGAGUACAUUUCACGGCCGAGCGCAAUCAUUCUCUGUGCUGUUCCAAUGAAUCAGGACAGCGAGAACUCGCUGGCCCUAAAGAUGGUCCGGGACCUCCGUGCCCAGAGUCGGUGCAUUGGGGUAAUGACCAAGGCAGACCUUCUGCCAAGAGAAGACGACCACGGAGGAUCACGCUGGCUCGCCAUGCUCAACGGUCAUGCCCACCAGACUGGCUACGGUUACUUCAUCACGUCUCGCCAAGGGACUGACCUGGAGGAGCAAAAUAAGAUGGAAGAGGCCUUCUUCAACCGCACGGCUGAGACGACUGGUCAAUGGCCGGACGUCUUCGAGCGGUUCAAGGAGAGGUGCGGGGUUGAAAAGCUCAAAGCCUUUCUGUCGCUGAAGCUCGGCGAGCAGUUUGCUAAGGUCCUGCCUGAAGUCAAGGAGAAGGUGGAUUGGCGCAUUCGGGAUAUCGAUGAGCAGCUCAAAAAAUAUCCCGACCCGCCGCCCAAUCCAGAGCUGGAAAUCAUGAAGAGCUUGACCAUGUUUACACUGAAGGUCAAGGAUAGGGUCAAUGGUCCGGACUUCAUAAAUAGCUGGGGCGACAGGUAUGGACAGCCGUUCAAGAGGACCAUCGUCGGCCUCAAACCGAAGAUCAAUGUCCGGGAGCACGCGCUAUCGGAUGCGACAAGACCUUCAGGCCCUGUGGUCAUAGACCUUGAGAGCGACUCAACACCUUCGCCAACCAUGCGGAAACGUCCGGCUCCAACGCAAGAAGUAGGGCAGGCAACCCCCAAACGCCCACGCGGAUUGCAAACUAACGGCACAAAUGGCGUCGUCAAGACAGAGCCUGUUGAUCACGCCGUGUUCGCGUCUACACCAUCUCAUCUGAGGAAUGCUACUCCUGCAGGUUCCCCUUCGCGUGGCUCCCGAUCCAAGAGCCUCAUGGAUAUUCGGAACCUGGUUAGGAGAUCCGUUAUUCCAGGUCACCGCCAGCUGGUGUCUACCAGUGUCCACGAGCCCCUCUUCAAGGAGGCUGUGAGAACAUGGGCACCCUAUAUCGAUCGCCUCAUCAACCAGACAUUUGCCUUCCUAGAGGCAGAAAUCGUGGACAUCUUGAACCAGGCGUUUUGGCAUCUCGCGAACCGGGCUGUUUACAAACAGUCCCUCGAGCACAUGCGGAGCUUCGUGGAAACGCGCAAAAAGGAGCUCCGCGACCAGAUCUUCCUGCUCUACAACCUCGAGACCCAGCGGAUUUGCACGGCGAACGAUGACUACCUCGAGGGUUACUCCGCCGCCGAGCUGAAAAUCCUGGUCCGCCACCGAAACCACUUCCGGAUCGCUGCACACAACGGCGAAAAGUUGGAGGCCGUCCCUAAGAUGGAGGACCUCACCCCGGAGGAACUGGCGCAGGAGACGGCCAGGAUGUCCAAAGAACUGAAGAACCUCGGUCCGGAUCCGUUUGAGUCCGAACUCAAGGUCGCCGCAUACCUUAGGGGCUAUUAUCUGACGGCGGCUGCCCGCUUCACUGACAAUGUCUACAUUCACGUCAUCUCCGGCCUCUUGCCACACGUCGCCUCAGUCAUCGACAGCUAUCUUCACGAGAAGCUUGGUCUGACAGGUCCAGUUGCCACCCACCAAGUCCUCCGAGACCUCAUGUCCGAAGGCCCCGAAAUCGAACAAAAACGCCGCGACCUGCGCGCCGAAAAAGAAACUCUCGACGGCGCCAUGAAGAUCAUCGAGGACCUCGAGCAGCGCGAGCGCGAGCAGCAGGCCGCCCUGUCGCAGGCCGCCGCCAGCAACAGCCAACACUACCCGGGUGACCUCUCGUCGGCCUCGACCGUCAACCACCACGCGAGUGGCGUGCACGACGUCGAUGGCGUCGGCUCUCCCUCCGUCGACCGGCGGACUGCCUACUCCGCCACGCAAUACGGCGAUGCCUGA
Messenger RNA from Canariomyces notabilis, 2919 nucleotides. RefSeq lists its product as uncharacterized. The coding region runs from base 1 to 2919 and encodes 972 amino acids. NCBI's taxonomy places the organism in Eukaryota, Fungi, Ascomycota, Sordariomycetes, Sordariales, Chaetomiaceae. Gene Ontology annotation, molecular function: microtubule binding; GTP binding; GTPase activity. The transcript is spliced from 4 exons. The record is from RefSeq and is a predicted model, not a curated record. Gene Ontology annotation, cellular component: cytoplasm; membrane; microtubule.